Molecule: messenger RNA, 2444 nt
Organism: Durio zibethinus
Lineage: Eukaryota; Viridiplantae; Streptophyta; Magnoliopsida; Malvales; Malvaceae
Product: 1-aminocyclopropane-1-carboxylate oxidase homolog 11-like
Source: RefSeq, a predicted model, not a curated record
UUUAUUAAAAUUAACAAUUAAGAAAAAAAAUAUUGUAAUGCUCCCAUUUAAGCAAGAGGACAAUAAACAUGAGUAGCUAAGACCGGCUGAGAUUAUCAAACCCCCCAUGCCCUGGCUACUUCUAUAAUUCUCUGGUGGCCAGUAGGGGUCUUAUUAAUCAAUCUGUCAAAUCAAAUGGAAAACAUCCCUGAAGUCUACAGCCACUUGGAUGAAUAUGACUAUGCAAAACAAUUGAAGGAAUUCCUUGAGACGAAAGCUGGAGUGAAGGGGGUUGCAGACUCUGGAGCAAUCAAUAUUCCUAGAAUCUUCAUCCAUCCACCGGAGAAUCGACCCAAAUCAACAUCGUAUGGCACUGAUACUUGUCCUCGAGUCCCUAUUAUCGAUUUUGAAGGGUUAGAAAAUGGGAAGCGAAUGGAGAUUGUCAAUGAGAUACGUGAAGCAGCAACAACAUGGGGCUUCUUCCAAAUGGUCAACCAUGGAGUUCCACUUGCCACAAUGGAUAAAUUGUUGGAGAGAGUGCGUCAGUUUCAUGAGCAACCCCAAGAGGUGAAAGAGGAAUGGUACUCGGAUGAUGAAACAAGAAAGAUCAGGCUCUAUAGCAAUGGAUAUUUCACUGCAUCGAGGGCGGCAUAUUGGAAGGACACUUUAAUCUUUCUUGCUGCCCAACAACUUGAAAAAGAACAAGUUCCUCAAGUUUGCAGAGAUGCUGUUAUUGAGUACACAAAAUGUCUGAUGCGAUUCAAGGAGACAGUGUCUGAAUUACUCUCAGAGGCUUUAGGGCUGAGUGGUGAUUGCCUAGCCAAAACUGAGUGCAUGAACUCUGUUACACUGGCGUGCCAUUAUUACCCGGCUUGUCCUCAGCCUGAGUUGACUUGGGGGAUAUCGAGCCACACGGACCAAGAUUUCAUAACGUUACUCUUGCAAGAUGACGUUGGUGGCCUCCAAGUUCUUCACCAAGAUAAGUGGGUGGAUGUACCCACUAUCCAUGGAGCCCUUAUUUUAAACUUUGGUGACUUGAUGCAGCUGAUAACAAAUGACAAGUUCAAGAGUGCCCAGCACAGGGUGCGGGUGGUGCCAACGAAUACCAGGGUAUCAAUUGCAUCUUUCUUCUUUCCAACUUUUGCUAACCAAGGAAAACCAUUCGGACCAAUUAAAGAGCUUCUGUCUGAGAAAGAUCCACCCAUUUACAGAGAAACUAGUCUUCAAGAAUAUAUAACUUAUAUGAAGUCAAAAGGGCCAAAUCCAUCUGCAUCCCUUCCUCAUUUCAAGGUCUCGUCUUAACUGUGUUCUAGUUCUUAAAAUUUCAGGGGGAGUGAACCAGUAGUUUCUAAUUUUAUCUUUGUUUGUUCCUGCAGUGAUUGCAAAUAAGAUUUUAAUAAAACAAGAGCCUUCCAGCUUAUUAAUGAUUAGAAACCAUCUCUGGUUCAUAAUAAUUUUAUUCAAGUUAAAAGUGUUGUGGCUGUGGUAUGUUUUUUUAAAAUUUACAAUAUGGUAGUACUAGAUUUUAAAUCAUGGAAUCAGAAUUUGCAAAAGCUUUACCCUGUCUGUUACUUUAAGUUAAGGAGUCAUAAGAAAAGAACAGAGGGGGAUAAGUCAAACUUCUCCUAACAACAGAAGGUAUAAUUUAGAAAAAGCAGGAAUAUUACGUGAAUAUAAUUAACAAAUAUGGAAUCCUUUAAGAGCAAACAUGCAUCAUCAAGAACAUGUUCAUUCCAAUUUAAAAAGCAACUUAGACAAGUAGCGAUUACAUAGUUUAAUCACAUUGCAGUUGAAGAUGCAGUAAGUAAUUGACGAAAUGAAAGGCCAGAUUAAUGAAGUAUUUUAGGUAAUGACAAAAAUUGGAACACCAUGAAAGAAACCCAUCAAACUAAAACAAAAAAGAAAUAUGAAAUCUUCACCAGUUAACCUUAAAGAAAAAAAAAAAAACCAUUUUUCUUUUAAGAGAAUGAUCAGGUAGAGCUAAUACUAAGAUGCCAUCAUCAUGGCAAUCAAACCAAUAGGGAAACAAUAUCACAAUCAUCACUUCAUUCUCCGUACACCCAAAACUAUUUUCAAAAAUGUAAAUCAAUGAAAAUGAGAAACAAAGUAGAAAAUGUUUUAAAAGGAAGUUCUUUUUCAGGAUUCAAAAACAAGCAGAACAAUCUUGAAACAUAGGUAAUAACAUAGCAAAGUUUAAAAAGUAAUAAAAAACAAUAGCAAAUACUAUCAAUUUGCAAAGGUAAAGAGAAUGAUCAGAUAGAGCUAAUACAUUAUAGUUGCCAUCAUUACGGCAAUCAAACCAAUAGGGAAACAUUCAGUUCAUCAUCUCAUUCUCCAUCCACCUUUUAAAAAAACCAAACACCAGAACCAUUAACAGUGUUAAACCAGAGAACAAUUGCCAAAGCUAACAAAACAUAAAGCACAAGCAAACAAGAUAACCAAAGUAGAACUAAGUACUACUAUGU